CGUAGUUCACAUUACUAUAUAUUGAUAUGCCAUUGCCACCUCUCAAUUUACAAGACUAUUUAUCUCUGCAAAUCUUCCAUUCACAUCCAAACUCAAUCAACAAAUUCAGUUUUUUUGAGGUUUUUCUUGUACAUGUUUUUGGUACAUAUGGCCACCAAUUUGAAAAAUCUUUUCAUCAUCUUUGUAAUGCAUCAGAUUUUAGCCAUCCAUUACUGUCCAGGCAUCUGCUGCUCCGCACAGAACGUUUCUGCUGUUUUUAUUUUUGGAGAUUCUCUGGUUGAUGUAGGAAACAACUACUACGUUAACACACUUGCAAUGCCAACGUUCCCAAAUGGUAUUGACUUCGUCCAUGGAGCUCCAUCUGGACGAUACACCAAUGCUAGAACUGUUACCGACAUUAUAGAAGAGGAAUUGGGUUUCAAGAAUUUCACUCCUCCUUACCUGAAUCCGAACACCACAGGGGACGUGGUUUUGAAAGGUGUCAACUAUGCCUCCUCUGGAUCAGGAAUUCUUAAUUCCACCGGAGCUGUCUUUGGUGCUCCAAUUUGCAUGGACGAACAAAUCAAUAACUUCGCAAAGACUAGGCAAUACAUCAUCUCAAGAAUUGGUGACCCAGCAGCUAAAGGACUGUUUACACAGGCUUUAUACUUCGUUGCAAUCGGAGCAAAUGAUAUCUUCUCGGGGGAGGCUUUCACUUCUGCUAAUGAUAGUUAUUUGGAUCAUUUAAUGUCCAAAUUUAAAGCCCAACUCACAGGUCUUUAUGAUUUGGACGCCAGAAAGAUUAUAGUGACAAAUGCACCGAUGGUUGGCUGCACUCCAUUUGAGAGAGAUUUACAUUCAUCCGGAGAUGGUUGUGUUGAUUUCCUGAAUGAGUUAGCCAAGCUGUAUAACAUUAGGUUGAAGAGCCUGCUGCGAGAGCUCACAACAAAUCUUUCAGGAUCAACAUUUGUUUAUUUAGAUACUUAUGCCAUGUCCGAGAAUAUCUUACAAAACUAUAGAUCAUAUGGAUUUGAAAAUGCAGAAAUUGCUUGUUGUCAGGCAGUUGGACAACAUGGUGGAUUAGUCCCAUGUGGUUCCUUUUCUCGAGUAUGUCCAGACAGAACCAAGUAUGUGUUCUGGGAUCCAUUCCAUCCAACAGACUCUGUUAACUUGAUUAUGGCGAAGUUUGUACUAGAUGGUGACCUCAACUAUGUUUCACCCAUGAACAUUCGACAACUCGUGAAUUCAUGA
This is a messenger RNA of Durio zibethinus, 1230 nucleotides long. The record is from RefSeq and is a predicted model, not a curated record. Lineage: Eukaryota; Viridiplantae; Streptophyta; Magnoliopsida; Malvales; Malvaceae.